This is a messenger RNA of Papaver somniferum (opium poppy), 1180 nucleotides long. Its product is annotated as purine permease 3-like. The record is from RefSeq and is a predicted model, not a curated record. The transcript has a single exon. Gene Ontology annotation, molecular function: purine nucleoside transmembrane transporter activity. Gene Ontology annotation, cellular component: membrane. Lineage: Eukaryota; Viridiplantae; Streptophyta; Magnoliopsida; Ranunculales; Papaveraceae. The coding region runs from base 9 to 1121 and encodes 370 amino acids.
GAGAAGAAAUGGGAAUCAAAAUCGACAUCAUAGAAGAAGGAGAUUUAACCAAAGCAAACGAUCGCAGUAAUGAAGAUGAGGAUUCUACAAAAGUUAAGUCUGCUCCAAAAGUAAUGAAAUGGGGAUUACUCCUACUAAGCUGCAUACUGAAUUUUUCAGGAAUGACAGGAGGACCGAUACUUCUUCGACUCUACUUCUUACAUGGUGGUAAUAGAAAAUGGUUAUCUAGCUGGUUGCAGAUGGCUGGAUUCCCUAUACUAAUAAUUCCACUCAUGAUACUCUACUGUCAACGCGAUCGAAGUCUACCAAAUAUCAGCUUCUUUGCUUCUCGGAAGCUUUUGUUCUACGCUACUAUUAUAGGCGCAGCUCAAGGAGUAGACAAUUUUCUGUAUUGUUACGGUUUGUCGUUCCUUCCUGUUUCGACUUCGUCUCUUCUUGUAGCAACCCAACUCAUUUUCACUUCCUUUGUGUCAUUCAUCUGGGUUAAGCAGAAGUUUACUCAUUACACGGUUAACGCGAUUAUAGUCAUGACAAUGGGAUCUAUACUACUUGGUAUCAGAAGAGCCGGGGAUCGCCCUCCUGGUGUUACGACUUCUCAGUAUUUGCAGGGUUUCUUUAUAACUAUAGCUGCUGCUGCAUUUGUAGCUUUCAUUCUCGUAGGCACCCAGGUUGCUUAUGCUAAGGCAAAUCAAGCCGUGACUUACCCCAUCGUGUUGCAGUUUCAGCUUUGCUUGGCCCUCUCUGCUACUGUAACUUGCACUAUUGGAAGCCUGAUAAACAAGGAGUUCUCAGCAAUUCAAAGUGAAGCAAGUGAAUUUGAUUUCGGAGCGAAGACUUACUACCUCGUGUUAGUUUUGAAUAUGAUAGUUUGGCAGCUGAUGUUUAUCGGAAGAGUGGGGAUUAUUUUUUGUGCAUCUUCUCUAUUUGCUUCAGUCACCUCCGCAACUUUCCUUCCUAUCACGCAGACUGCUGCUGUGAUAACGUUUCAUGAAAAUUUUCCAGCAGAGAAGGGGAUGGCGUUGGCUCUAACACUUUGGGGAUUCACUUCUUACAUCUACGGUUCAUACAUGACAGAACGAAGAAUAAAGUCACUGACCCAACUCACCUCAAACUCAAAAUAAGUAUCUAUAUUUUGACUUCGUAAACGCAUUUUUGUUUUCCUUAAUUAAAUAAACAUUUA